Bemisia tabaci is the source of this 651-nucleotide messenger RNA. RefSeq lists its product as uncharacterized. Lineage: Eukaryota; Metazoa; Arthropoda; Insecta; Hemiptera; Aleyrodidae. The record is from RefSeq and is a predicted model, not a curated record.
UCACAUCUGUAUUUGCUCAUGCAGAUUUAGAAGAUCACAGCUCAUGCGACGGACUCAGUCGAAGUCAAAUAUUCGGGAGAGACUCUCGCGACGGCUUGGAACGAUAAAUUUAUGACAUGGCUCAAUUUUCUUUAGGGGUCCUCCUCGUUUUUUUGGUGCACUCGGCGCUGGCGGAGCCGGACGCCGGAACGCCAUCGACGGGAAACUUGGGGACGCCCCCUAACGCAGGGACGCCCCCCAUGGCGGGGGCGCCUGUAAUGUCGAACCCCAACAACAGUUCGAUGCCGAAGCCGCCCAAUUUUGAAGCAAACGCUGGGAUGCUGCGUAGCGCGACGGACUUUCUGUACUCUUACCUGCCCGGCCGGCAGAACACAGAGAAGCUUGAGCUCCUGAUCCUGGCCAUCUCCGACCUCCGUGCUGAGAUCAAGAGCCUCAAGAUGGAGCUUGGCGACCUCACCAUGAGGCUCAUGCCCAAAACUCCAACCACCUCCGAUUCCCUCCUCCCCACUUUCCUCCCCAUUUUCAACAGAGCUGCCUAAUAUACUCCCGAUCGCUCUUCAUGUUAUUCCUUCUUUAAAUGCAGACUCCGCAGCCGAGGCUACCUUUAUUGACAGGUUUUGAAAAUAAAGUAGACUCAAUUUUCAGAGUAAA